GGAGAAUUUGUCGGGGUGGGGAGGGGAGGGAUUUACUAUGUUAUCUUCGCUGACAGCAAAGAAUGCUGGGGCGGUGUCAUGGCGGAAGAAGAGAAGCCCGCCGUGGUGAAAAGAAAGAAAGAAGACGGAGUCAAGAAAGAGAUGAAUCUCUCUGACGACGUUUUGGUGAGUCUUCCGGUGAAGGAUUUAAACAAUGUUCUGCGUGGUUACUCGGAUGACGAGGUUUUCAGAAUCAAGCAGAGAAGGAGAACUUUGAAAAACAGGGGCUACGCUCAAAACAGCCGCACCAAACGUGUCCGCCAAAAAGAGGACCUGGAAGUUGAAAGGCAGCAAUUGCGUGAGGAUCUAGAACAGCUUGCUAGAGAGAACGAUAGUUUAAAAAGAGAGAGGGACGAAGCCAGAAAAAAAUACGAUUCCCUUCAAAAAUUACUGACUAACAGAACAAAAACGACGGAUUUGCAUUUAAUUGGCGUCGGCCACGGAAACACAUCAACUGCCGACCACGAGAUUCAAGUUGACGUUGUGGGAAUCGAAGAAGACAGAGGUAACGAUAGUAAAGACUCACAAGAAUCUGAUCUCUCAGACGACUAUCGAUCGAGGAAAUCUUCGGGUCGUUCUGAGGACGAAACCGACGAAUCGCGAUGAAUGAACGAAAAAUACUACUCAAUCGCGGGUUCAUCUUAGAACGCCGCGGACUUUGUUUACAAACGUCCCGAUAUACUAUUGGAACAAUGCAAACCGUUCGUCUGAGCUGUAAACUUGUUCAUAGCAUUACCAAAAGUUCCCCGAUUUUUAGGAAUGGACUCUAUCUAGAUAGAAAAGCAAUAUUUUGGUAGUUCUGUGUUUCUAAACCGUAUGUAUAUGUCCGUUCCAGAUCUGUCGUAAACUUAAGCGUAAAUAUCAACGUUUGUGUAUUGAAUUAUUUUAGUGAACAAAUGAGUAAAAUCCUACAAAAUAUUUUUACUACUUAAUUUCCAGUUAAAAAAGCCACAAACUUUCGAUUUCACUCUCGAUCGUUUGUUUCACCGACACUAGGAAAAUUCUAUUGUAAAUAUUUUUAACUUUUAAAAAGGCACGAGGUCGAUGCUUUCACAGUACAGUUCUUUGCUGCAUUCAAGCUUAUAACUUCAUUGAAUCAAUGACAGUAAGGUGAUCGUGUAUCGGUUGCGAGGCAAAUUUCAGUCUUGAAAAUCUCUUGUUUAAAUAAAUUCUUUUCAUUUUGUUCCUUUCUUGGAAUUCUUUGGAAAGGAAACCUCUAGUUGACGCAUUUAAUCUAAUAUCGGUCAUGCUGACAUGGCGAUUUUUAAUGUAUGGGUGUGAGCUCAUGUGACAUGUAAUAAAAACCUUUAACCACAAC
Molecule: messenger RNA, 1357 nt
Organism: Porites lobata
Lineage: Eukaryota; Metazoa; Cnidaria; Anthozoa; Scleractinia; Poritidae
Source: the annotation of a GenBank genome assembly